AAUCUGUCGCUGUGUUCAGUAUUCUACAGAACAACGGAAAAGCUGCCGUAAAAGCGAGAUAGCAAGAGGAAGUGCGUCAGUGUGAAAUCAGUGGAACAGAGAAAAACAACUUCGGUAAACUUCGAUAGCCAAACGCGUGCACGUGAAAAAUCCCGCAUUAGAGAGAUCCGCCCGAUAACCUCAGCAGAGUUUACAGCAACUACUAGAAAUGGCUUCCGGAGUCACCGUAUCGGAUGUGUGCAAGACCACGUACGAGGAAAUAAAGAAAGACAAGAAACAUCGCUACGUGAUCUUCUACAUUCGGGAUGAGAAACAGAUCGACGUCGAGGUGAUCGGUGAUCGCAACGCGGAAUACGAUAGCUUUUUGGACGACAUACAGAAGGGUGGACCGGGUGAAUGCCGAUACGGCCUGUUCGACUUCGAAUACAUGCACCAGUGCCAGGGAACGUCGGAGAGUUCGAAGAAGCAGAAGCUCUUCUUGAUGUCCUGGUGCCCCGAUACCGCGAAGGUUAAGAAGAAGAUGUUGUACUCGAGCUCAUUCGACGCAUUGAAGAAGUCGCUCGUCGGCGUCCAGAAAUACAUUCAGGCCACCGACCUGUCGGAGGCUUCCCGGGAAGCGGUCGAGGAGAAGCUGCGCGCAACUGAUCGUCAAUAAGGAAAAAGUACUACUUAAGAGACGCACACAACAUACAUCUACACGCGGCGGACACACACAACACAUCCAUCAGAAAAGUCUUGCAGAACUACGGAGGAGGGCGGCGGCGAGGUGGCCGAGGAGAAUGCUCCUCCGAGAUCAUCGAGGGAACAAGAUCAUCGGAAUCAGCAGCAGCAGCACAACAUUUCUUCGCAACCUAAUUACUACCAACACACGGUUCCCUCGGCGGAACUUGCGAUCCUAAGUUCUUCUAAUUUCCACAACACACUAUCAUCAUUCGAACAAACAGCGCGCGUGAAAUAUUGCGAAGGACACAACGCACUUCACUAACCGCAACCACCACCAUCAUCAGAGUCAGGAUAAACCGGGAACGAGCAGCGUGUGUUCUCCCCGAGCGAGCGAGGAGUGGUCACCCCGGGGGGAAGAAAAGAGGAAGUUCACACCCAAGAAGCUAAAGAAAAACGCAUUGUGUGUGGCGCGCGCUGCACGAUGCGUCUACAAUAAAACUAAGCGAGAUAACAAGGAAAAGGAUCAAUAGAAAAACACAACAUUAUCUGGGCGCGCAGAGUAAGGAAAGAAAUCAUUGUGUUGGUCAUCGUGUGUGGUAAAAUGGAGCAAGGAUGAGCCGAAGAGAGAUUGGUGGUUCUGUUUUUGUAGAGAUUAAGGAUGCUUGAGGCUGAUUUAUGUGUGAGCGCGCAUUUCUCUACUGUCUGGUCGUCGUAGCCAAAAGAUCACUAGUUUUCAUUCAUCGUAUCCCGCGCGUAUGCUUUCUUGUGUUUUCCCUCUGUUUGCAAACAAAUAUACAUUUUUCAUGCGAGUAA
Molecule: messenger RNA, 1476 nt
Organism: Anopheles cruzii
Lineage: Eukaryota; Metazoa; Arthropoda; Insecta; Diptera; Culicidae
Gene: tsr
Product: cofilin/actin-depolymerizing factor homolog
Exons: 4
Coding region: 209-655 (148 amino acids)
Biological process (GO): cell motility; actin filament fragmentation; actin filament severing
Cellular component (GO): actin cytoskeleton; cytoplasm; actin cortical patch
Molecular function (GO): actin filament binding
Source: RefSeq, a predicted model, not a curated record